Molecule: messenger RNA, 240 nt
Organism: Microcebus murinus (gray mouse lemur)
Lineage: Eukaryota; Metazoa; Chordata; Mammalia; Primates; Cheirogaleidae
Product: beta-defensin 105-like
Biological process (GO): innate immune response
Cellular component (GO): extracellular region
Source: RefSeq, a predicted model, not a curated record
AUGGCUCUGAGCAGGAAGAUGCUUUAUUUUGUUUUUGCUUUGUUCUUCACUUUGGCUCAAUUACCAUCAGGGUGCCAGGCAGGAAUGGAUUACCCCCAGUUGUUUCCAGGAGGGGAGUUUGCUGUUUGCGAGCCAUGCAGGCUUGGUCGGGGCAAGUGCAGGAGGAUGUGCUUGGAGAAUGAGAAGAUUAAAGGACGUUGCAAGCUAAACUUUUUCUGCUGCCAAAGGAGGAGCUUUUAA